Messenger RNA from Penicillium nucicola, 573 nucleotides. RefSeq lists its product as uncharacterized. The record is from RefSeq and is a predicted model, not a curated record. NCBI's taxonomy places the organism in Eukaryota, Fungi, Ascomycota, Eurotiomycetes, Eurotiales, Aspergillaceae. The transcript is spliced from 2 exons. Bases 1 to 573 code for a protein of 190 amino acids.
AUGGUCCAUAUCAGCGAGGCAAUCAAGAGCGACCAUGAGAAGAUGCAGUCUUAUUACUACGCCAUGGUGAGUUCAGAGGACCCAGAUGAGCAAUCUCGUAUCCAGAAAGAGUUUAUCUGGGAGCUCACCCGCCAUGCUAUUAGCGAAGAGCUGGUAGUAUAUCCUGCAAUGGAGCAAUUUCUACCUGAUGGCAUGGUGAUCGCAGACAAAGACCGAGAAGAACAUUCUGAAAUAAAAAAGCAACUUGAUACUUUUCAAGAUCUGAACAGCUCCGAUCCACGCUUUCUUCCCACAAUCACAGGCUUGAUGGAUGAUCUGAGCAAAAGCUUCCAUGAUGUAGAGACAAUUGAUUUGCCCAAGUUGGAAAAUCACAUUACUUUCGACGAAAGUGAGCAGCUGGCAAGUUCUCUACAACGAGCCAAGGUAUUUGUGCCCUCCGACUUACGUCCAAGAGUCCCAAACAAGCCUCUCUAUGAAACUGCCGCCGAGAUGAUAACGGCUCCUCUCGAAAACCUUCAGGGCUUGCUCCCUACAUGGUCGGAAGAUGAGCCAGAACCAAAGCGGGCAGAAUGA